AUGCGCGAUGUGCCCUUCUCCGGUGAUGCGGCGAUGUCUUCUGCUCAGGCCACACCAUGGUGGGGCCGAUCCGGAUACGCCGGUUGGGGUGCCAGCCCAACCCCUGCUGCUCCGUCAGCGGAGGGGCCCUUUCGCGGCGACAGCGAGGGGAUCCGGCCAAUCUUGAGCCCCAUGGCUUCCAACAUGGCCAUGGCCCCUUCCUUCAUGCAGGCGCGGGUACCACCUCCACCGCCGCCACCACCUGGCCAUGAAGGCUUAUUCGACUUGCCGUUCGGGGCACCACCCUCCAGCCUGCAUGCAAGCCACCCGGACCUGCUUCCCAUGGAGCUGCUGGGCAGAGAGCUGAAGGAAGUGGUCCUCCCGGACCCCAAGAAGAAGAAAAAGAAGAAGGAGUCAAAGGAUCGAGAAAAGGUCGCCGAUGGUGGGAGUAAAGAGGUUCGGGACGAGAUCUCUGCAGAAAUCGAUGUGGCGGUCAGCAAGCCCGGAUCUAUCCUCCAGAAGGCCGACUUCGACUCUGGCGUUCGGAGAUAUCUCGGAGCACUGCGUGGCUGCCAGAACGGCAAGCAGAAGGUGAAGGAUGCUAUGGCCAUGCUUCACCAUUAUACUGCCCAGAAGAUGAGAUCUGCGGUGAAGAACUGGCCAGCCUACCUGCUAACGCUGCUGAAGCGAUUCGAGCCGGGCCUCCUCAGCAAGGGCCUGGGUAAAGGAGACCGAAAAGGGGAGGACGGCAGGAGGCCACCAUCCGCUGCAGAGGCUGCGGCGUUUGGACUGCCAGGUGCAUCUGACAGAGGGCCACUAGCAUUCGGGAAGCCCCUCAUGAAGCUUUCGGAGGCAGGGGUGGGCAUGGGCGGCGGGGAGCAAAGCAGCAUGAUUUAG
Molecule: messenger RNA, 876 nt
Organism: Symbiodinium sp. CCMP2592
Lineage: Eukaryota; Dinophyceae; Suessiales; Symbiodiniaceae
Source: the annotation of a GenBank genome assembly